GGGCGGGCCGGAGAGGAGGGAGAGGUCUUGCCUCUUGUCUCGCUGAGGCUCUUUGAUUCAGUGGCACUGGCUGAGACGUCCCCGUUACCGGCCACCGUUCACCAGCGUAACAGCUUCGACCGUGCGCAUGGUGAAGAUCUCCCUGGAGAACAUCGCGUCUUCAUUUCGUCUCCGCGGACGAAAUUAAAGAAGACAUUUUGACCCAAAGCAGAACUUUUAUACGAAAGCACGAUUCACGCUGGACGAUAGCACCGUCGGAAGAUGCUUUGCGUGUCCGAUGAGCGCAACACCAGCCAGUCAAAGUCCGUCACUGAGAGCCUGGCACGCAAAAAGCAGUAGCCCACCUGCGAUGAAGAAACCCUCAAGAAGCACCACGCGGUAAGAAGAGUGACGCUGAGAGGGAAAGACCGGACGGAAGAGAGUGGCGGCCAAAGAACAAACACCAGCGCGUCCUCAAAUGAUGGGGAUAAAGCACCUUCUGCUUCUUUUGAUUUACUUAGACCCGCUGAAUGUCCUGUGCGCCGCCGCCAACCCCAACAAAAAGACCAAAGCCCCGCAGAGGAGGAACCCAAAGGUGAAGGAGGUCAACGGCAGCACCACCGCCGUCCCGCCGGCCGCGGUCUUCCCCGGGAAGAUCACCCAGGUCCAGGCUCCCAGGGUCCAGCACGACACCUGCCUGGGCUACUACGACGUGAGCGGGCAGUACGACAAGGAGUUCAGCUGCAACAACACCGACCACCGCUUCUGCUGCGGCAGCUGCUUCCUGCGCUUCUGCUGCGCGGACCGGGGGAAGCGGCUGGAGCAGAAGACCUGCACCAACUACAACACCCCGGACUGGAUCAGAACCCAGCCGCCGUCACCGGCGCCGACGGGCGACACGUACGACCCGGAACUGGACCAGACCAACACCACGGUGUACAUCACCUGCGGGGUCGUGGCGCUCGUCAUCACCAUUGGGAUUUCCGUUAAAGUUGCCUACGACAAAGCCACCAAGCCCCCUCAGGAAAUGAACGUGCACAGAGCCCUGGCAGACAUUCUGAGGCAACAAGGACCGGUUCCAAUAUCUCAGUAUGAACAUGAAAACGUUGCAGCGAUUGAUGGGUCGGCCAAAGACGAGACGCCGGUCAGAACCUCGAAGAAUCAUUACACGCCGGUUCACUCCAAGCCGCCAAACCACGGGCACUAUGGGAAAGAGAACCUGCGCGGCGGCGGCCCAGACAUGCAUAACUUCAUCUCCUCCGGGUUCGUGACACUCGGACGCGGCCACUUGAAAGCGCAGCACUCCGUAGACGAAACGGGGCAGAUGUCCUGGCAGGGCGACAUGGACCUCCCCCUCUCCUACGGAAACCAUCACCAUGACUACCAGCACAGCCACCUGGACCUGACGGCGCUCACACCUAAACUGGCCCACCGACAAAUGAGACACGAGAGACCCCAGCGGAUGAACAACAUCCUGACCUCGGCCACGGAGCCCUACGACCUGUCCCUGUCCAGGUCCUUCCAGAACCUCAGCCAUCUGCCGCCCUCCUACGAGCUGGCCCUCCAGUCUGACUUAAGUAAAUACUCCUCCUCUCUGCACAGAUUAAACGAUAAGGACGUGGACGAGUACUACCCGAGGAAGCAGCACCAUCCCGACUUUGGCGGGCGCGGUCCGACCCACAUGGUGAAGCUGAUGGCGGAUCCCCAGCAGCACCAGCAGCACCACCACCACCACCAGCAGCAGCAGCAGCCGCAGCAGCAGCAGCAGCAGCGGCAGCGCCCGCGCCGGGUCCAGAGGGCCAUGUCCCAGGACCACGUCCUGUCCCCGCCCAGGACGCCACGCCGCGGGGACUACGGCCUGUCUUCGUACGGCGUCAUGGCGGCCGCCGCGUACAGCAGCAGCCGCCACCUUUCGGACGAGCAGCUGCUGUCGGCGGACCGCCUCCACUCCCAGGACCCCCUGCUGUCCCCGGCGAUGCGGCGCGACAAGUUCCGGGAGAAGGCGAUGGCGCGGGCCAUGUCGCACGCCGACAUGCUGCAGCCGGUCACGCCCGUCAUGGACCGCCACAAGAUGACCAAGAUGCACUCUCAGCCCACCGCCUCCAACGACUCCUACAACACGCUGACGGUCGGCCACCCGGCGACCGCCUCCAAGAGGCAGGCGUUCGCCUCCCGACGGACGCACACGGUGGACCAGCUGCAGCACAUCCCCGGCCACCACCACACGUACCGCACUGCCAGCAAGAACGAGGUGACUGUCUGAGUCUGCCGCUCCCACGAGACACGGCCGCGACGUUGGCGAGGAAUCUCCCACCCCCCCCCCCCCCCCCGAGAAGAUUCCUUCCGCCCUUGCGUCGAAUACAAACUCCUACGUUAAAAAAAUGAAAUUAAUAAUAAUAAUUUUAAAAAAAGAACUCCUGCUUUUUAGCACAAGCUUCCCGUGUCAUCGAGAAUGAACCCCGGCAAAGACUUCUCUCUCUUAGAGCAUCAUAAGGGCUUUGCGCGUUGACACAAAGACGGAUCCUUCACGACGUUUCACAGCCUUUUUUUAAAAACUCGACAUGGGACUGGCAGGGAAUUGUAUCAACUUUAUAAAUAUAUAAAUAUACUAUAUUUACUAUUUGUAUUUUCAGUCCUUGUUAUAGCUUUAGAGAUUAACUGAUGUAAGCACUUCAAGAGGUGCCCCUUAAAAUGACCACAUUUCAGCGAUGAAGUGGUGUUUGUGGGUUAAAAAGCACAAUUAAUGAAUUCCCUUCUUUUGUUUGGUUUCUUUUACUCUUCUUUCUUUGGUAAACGGCCAGAGCAUAUCCGCUUAUUAGUGAAAACAGAGGUUUUUUCUGUUGCAUACAAUAGAAGAAUGUAAAUAGGCUAAACUAGCAGCACUAAAAAAAGGAAAGCUGGCCUUCUUUGUCAUUAUCGUUUUCGUUCGGUUUUCUCCCACCUGGAAUCCAUCCCGGGUUCCCAAUUAAUUAUUUCAAUUUUAGAUAAGUCGAAAACUGAAUGAAUAUUUUUCCACAGAUGUCGGCAAAAUAUGCGGAUGUAUCAUGUAUAUGGGGAGUAUUUUCUGUUCUUACUGUGCUUGUAGCAUAGAACGAUGAUGUGUAUGAUGUGUUGCUCCACGGGAAGAGAGCUGCCGAAGCUCCGGGGACGGAUGUCUGGCUAGUUAGCUGGUGGCUGGCUAAUUAGCUAGUUAGCUAGUUAGCAUCAGGAAGAGGGGCAGAGGAAAUGUUGGACCCAGUGUGUUGUACGUGAAGUUUUGCUUUGGGAGCAAGCCGGAAUAGGCAGGUAGCUGAAUAGGCAGCCUAAACCCACCAUGCUUUAACGCUACUCUGGUUACAAAACAUACGAUGGACAAAGUUGUCCCCGAUCUGGCGACAGCGAUGUGCUGUCCUGUACGGAUGAAGCAUUAAGUUGUUAAGUGCGCCUCAUUUAUUGUUGCAAAACAUCACCUCAGUGAGUCUGCGACAUCCCUCAAGUCAGUUUAAUUCAUACAAAAGCUUUUUGCGAAUGGCAUUAAAAAUGGCCGCCGCCCACACUGCCACGGCUGCGGUCAAAAGAAUGUCUGUUCUACUUUAAUUCCAUUUCUACAGAAACCUUUUUUACCACAGCCAACCGGCAGCUUGUGGAGCCCGAUAACAGUUGUUUAAAUUCGCUUAAUUUCCGUCUCCAACAUUUCCUUGCUGGGUCGCCCCCCCCCCCCCCCC
Pungitius pungitius (ninespine stickleback) is the source of this 3683-nucleotide messenger RNA. RefSeq names its product protein shisa-6 (gene shisa6a). The record is from RefSeq and is a predicted model, not a curated record. Gene Ontology annotation, cellular component: postsynaptic membrane; postsynaptic density; dendritic spine membrane. Gene Ontology annotation, biological process: regulation of short-term neuronal synaptic plasticity; regulation of AMPA receptor activity. The transcript is spliced from 9 exons. Lineage: Eukaryota; Metazoa; Chordata; Actinopteri; Perciformes; Gasterosteidae. The coding region runs from base 458 to 2242 and encodes 594 amino acids.